Molecule: messenger RNA, 1487 nt
Organism: Sorghum bicolor (sorghum)
Lineage: Eukaryota; Viridiplantae; Streptophyta; Magnoliopsida; Poales; Poaceae
Product: oleoyl-acyl carrier protein thioesterase 1, chloroplastic
Exons: 7
Coding region: 30-1268 (412 amino acids)
Biological process (GO): fatty acid biosynthetic process
Molecular function (GO): fatty acyl-[ACP] hydrolase activity; acyl carrier activity
Source: RefSeq, a predicted model, not a curated record
CGUCCCUGGCCCCUCUUCAUAUCCACUAUAUGCGCAGUGCGCCCGGCUUGGCUGCCCACCGCGCCAACCCCACUCCGCUCCGCCCGUGUAAACCAAAACCCCGCAUCGGCUGCGGCGGCGGCGGCGGCGGCGGCCGGCCGGCCAACGAUCCUCCUCGAAGGGACGAGGCCGCCCCCAUGCUGCGCUGCCACACGCCACCGCAAUGCGGCCGCGCGCCGCUCCGCCACCACGGAAGGCGGGAGUCGCCUCCGGCGGCGGCGCCCGGGGUGGUGGUGCGGUGCGCGCGGGGUGCGCCGCAGGUGCCCGGGAUCGAGGCGGCGUCGCCGGGCCAUGCGGCUGCCACGGCGGCUAAGGCGGAAGGGGGUGACGCGCGGCCCAGUCUGGCCGAGCGGCUGCGGCUGGGGAGCCUCCUGGAGGACGGGCUCUCGUACAAGGAGAGCUUCAUCGUGCGCUGCUACGAGGUGGGCAUCAACAAGACGGCCACCGUCGAGACCAUCGCCAAUCUCCUCCAGGAGGUAGGAUGUAACCAUGCACAAAGUGUUGGGUUCUCCACUGAUGGCUUCGCCACAACUACUACAAUGAGAAAACUUGGGCUUAUUUGGGUGACGAAUCGAAUGCACAUUGAGAUCUACAAGUACCCAGCCUGGGGUGAUGUUGUUGAGAUCGAAACAUGGUGCCAAGAAGAUGGAAGAAUUGGUACUCGUCGUGAUUGGAUCCUCAAGGACCUGGCUAAUGGUGAAGUUAUUGGAAGAGCUACCAGCAAGUGGGUCAUGAUGAACCAAAAUACACGGAGACUUCAGCGAGUCAGUGAUGACGUAAGGGAUGAGGUGUUUAUACAUUGUCCAAAGACUCCAAGGUUAGCAUUCCCAGAGGAAAAUAAUGGCAGUUUGAAGAAGAUUCCGAAUCUUUCAGAUCCUGCACAAUACUCAAGACUAGGACUAGUGCCAAGAAGAGCUGAUCUGGACAUGAACCAACAUGUCAAUAAUGUUACUUACAUUGGUUGGGUCCUGGAAAGUAUACCUCAAGAUAUAAUUGAUACACACGAGUUACAAACAAUCACUCUCGACUAUAGAAGAGAAUGUCAACAUGAUGACAUAGUUGAUUCGCUUACUUACAUAGAGGAAGGAGAGGAGAAAAGCAUGAACGGCUCUGCUUCCGCAGCGCCUCACAAAGAAGAGCGGCAGCAGUUCCUGCAUUGCUUAAGAUUUGCAGCCAAUGGGGACGAGAUCAACCGUGGCCGCACAGUGUGGAGGAAGCUAGCUAGAUAAGAAGUGGUUUUUGGUCAUCAAUAUUCUUCUGCAUUUGCUUCUCACGGCUGGCGGCCCUUGUACCACAAUUUUGUGAUGUGUUGUUGCCCUUUGGAAUGUACUCUGCCAUGUAACGGUGCCGAUUUGUGACAUUUCUCGCAGUUUUAACGGUCUGUCCGUUUUGUACCAGUGAACAAUGUUUGUGGUAUGGAAUAACCUGCGUUUCCCGGCAACUCCCAA